UAUUAUGCAUUUUACGCGUCCCUUCAGCUGUGGCGCUGCAACCACUGGAGCUCACUGCAGGAAUGGCGCAAGACGCAGCGGAACUGCAGCUGCCCAGCGUGAGCGGAUGGAGCGUAUAUUUGGUCAAGGAUGCAUCGGAUCCCAUAGUUGCGGACUUUCUCGACUUGAAGGAUCCAGGUAGCCACCUGUCACGCGAAGGAAGUCAUUUCAUCGUGGAGGGCCCUGAGGCCAUCCGCUUGCUGUUGGCCAGCCGAUUUGUGCCCUGGAUUUCUGGGGCAUUUCUGGGAUGGAGACACGGACUAUCGACUUGUCUAUCCUUGUCAUGGGAUUGCGAGGUGACGCAGAAAGUCUUGCUGAAAGCUUCGUUGCUGGAGUCCCUGCGGCCCAGCUUGGAAAGUGCUGAUCGGAAGGAAGCAUGUAAGGCACUUCUGCUUCUCUGCGACGCCGGCCUCAUGGAACGCAUCACCUGCAUCCCCGCGCGCCACGCCUCCGCCGCCCUGGCCCUGGCGGAGCGCGCGGAGCGGCAAAGGUCAGGCGCUGCAACGUGGAAGGAGUUGCUGAAGCCGGGGCCACUGAGAGCAUUGGCGCUGAAGCAGUUGGAUGAGGAAUCCGUGGGAGCUCUUUUCCGAGUGGCUGCAGCCUUUGGAGUUGAUGUGGUCCUGCUGGAUUCUUCUUGCGGCGACCCCUUCCAUCGCCGAUCUGUGCGGGUCUCAAUGGGCCAGGUGCUGCGUGUGCCAUGUGCCAUGGGAAGUCUUGAGGAGCUUCUCCCUCAAUUGCUCAGGGACGAGGAUGUGGAUGCUGUUGCCCUUUGUGAAGACGAAGAUGAGAGCUGCGUCUACCUGGACAAGUUGUCAACGAUUCAUCACCGCUGGGUCUGCCUCAUAGGAGCCGAGGGCAAUGUGGAUUUGAUGGCCUGCUGCAGGCAUCGAGUGGCGAUCCAAAAAGUGGCCAAGGGUGUGUCCCUGGGCGUGGCUGUUGCUUCCAGCAUCAUGUUGAAUGGCUUGGCAGAGAGAGAUGGUCGAACUCCGAAAGUAAGUGUUGAAGAAGCAUUCAAUCGGACGUUAAUGGAGCCGAUGCUGCCCGAAACGGGGGGAGAAAGAGUGAUGUGAAA
This is a messenger RNA of Cladocopium goreaui, 1111 nucleotides long. Lineage: Eukaryota; Dinophyceae; Suessiales; Symbiodiniaceae. The record is from the annotation of a GenBank genome assembly.